Messenger RNA from Panicum virgatum (switchgrass), 2118 nucleotides. RefSeq lists its product as uncharacterized. Gene Ontology annotation, molecular function: DNA-binding transcription factor activity, RNA polymerase II-specific; protein dimerization activity; RNA polymerase II cis-regulatory region sequence-specific DNA binding. The record is from RefSeq and is a predicted model, not a curated record. Gene Ontology annotation, biological process: positive regulation of transcription by RNA polymerase II. The transcript has 2 exons. Bases 623 to 1867 code for a protein of 414 amino acids. Lineage: Eukaryota; Viridiplantae; Streptophyta; Magnoliopsida; Poales; Poaceae.
CAAAAAUAUACCCAUGAAAACGUAGCACAAGGAACACCUUUUAGUCAACAGCCGAUUAUCAUAGUACAACGGAUAUGUAUCAUAUGUAGCAGUGUUUGAUUAGCAUUAAAUAGUCGACUUAUAUUGGACAUACUUAUAUUGGCAGGAUAAUCACAAGCGGUUAUGAAACGGUUCUGUAAUCAAUACUUGCCUAAAGUGUAAUUUGCAUUUUUAGGAUGAAAUAAAUAUAAACAUUCUAUUUUGGAAACAAAAAAUAUUUAACUUCAUUUAUACUUUGCAAAUGGUUACUGAAGAAAUGAUACCUUUCUAAAGUUUUAUUUUAAACUUUCCUAAUGCUUACUGAAGAAAGAACCGCCCAUGCAACACAAGGACCCGUCUGUCAGCGGCAUAUGUCAGUGCUCAUAACUGACAUUUGUUAAUAUACAUUUUCUUAUAAAAAAUGUUCAUGUGUAUAUAUAUACACCUCAAAUUUAGGAAAUUAUCUCAUUGAUGGCUCAUUUUUCUUCUAUAUAUAGGACUCUUCCUGGGCUCCUUCACAUCAGAACAUAUUGCCCCUCAACAAAAUCACAACCCUUUCUUACUCAAAUACCAAUCAUAGUUAGUUUGGAUUCCCCACAUUAGGAUGACUAGGCCAAGGAGAACAGGAAUUAGCUAUGUUGAAAAUGAUAGUGACCGUAGCGUUACAUUCUUCAAGCGGCGUUCCGGUCUUUAUAAAGCCGCCGCUGACCUGUCCACCCUCACUGGUGCGAGAAUAGCUAUCGCACUAGAGUCCGAGAUUGGAAAGAUGUCCUCUUUUGGCACGCCAUCGGCUGGCCCUAUUAUUGAUUCUUUCCUUUCAGGGAAUAUACUGGUGGAUCCAUCGGCCAAUGAGGAGCAAAAGGUUGAAAUAACCCAUAUGCAGAAUGAAGUGUUCGUGGUGGAAAGAGAGAAAUACAUGGAGGACAGAAGGAAACAAGAGACUAGUGCACGAGCCAAGGAGAUCCAAGAAACCUCAAGGAAGGCUAAGCUUGUCUAUGGCAAGGUAGAGGAUCUUAGUGUUCAGGAGCUCAAUGAGAUGGUGUGUGACCUCUCCCAGAUCAAGCAGGAGAUUAAUGAUGGAUGUCGUCCACAACAACCAAGCUAUCAGCUAGAGGUUGGUCAGCUGUCCUCUUCGUCAUCACUUUCACAGAUCCAGAUGCCACCAAGACGUUUGCCAUGGACUCCCAGACAGCCAUCCUUUCACCUUCCUAGAUCAUCAUGGUCUCGUCCACAACCAUCAAGUUUGAUGCCGCAACACCCUUUGGUGGUGGAACCACAGGUACAAAUGAUGCUAUCACCUAUUGAAACCUAUCAAAACAACUACAAUACCCAGCCGGGGAUUCACAUCAAUGGUAACAUCCCCCAACCAUUCUCACAAUCUUUUUUGGUUUCGGCGCUACCACCACCACCACCACCACCACCUUCAUCAUCAGCGCAAAUUACAUUCUGUAAUGAAUUUCCUCCUCCAUCAUCCUCCCAUGAACUGCCAACUCCAUUGCCCAAACAAACCGAGCUUCACCCGACGAAGCAAUAUGAAAACCAUGCUAGUGCUCAAGACAUCACCAUUGAUCACUCAUUUGUCAAUUACCAGUGGCCCUCACCUAUUCCUUUUAAUGAGCCGUACUAUGAUAUAAGCCUGUAUGGAAUGAAUCUUAACUUGGGAGGCCAUGGUGAUUAUGGAGGCCAAGCUGCUGGUGAACAUGACAUGCCUGGUCCUUCUGGCUUGCAUCAACAUGGUUAUGAUUGUCCCUACAUGAACUUCUUAGGGUCUUUUUCUUCGGGAGAAUGUCCUGCUGACUACAGUGCAGGAAAUAAUCUUGGUGAUAUGGGCCCCCUCGGUGAUAGUUGAUGCCAGAAUUUCAAGUCUUCACCAUGUGGUUGAUGAUUUGAUAAUAAGUUUGAGUUAUCUAGUUGCUUGUCAUCAGGAAAAUAUAUGUAAUUUAUACAACCAGUCUAAGUCUAGCUAAUCUGUUUAGCGAGUCAUGCAUGCACGGGUAUUUCGAUCCAGGGAUGAAUACUCUUGAAGCAGUUUGCUUCAUGAGUUUGAUCCUGCUUCCAUGCAAUGCAUUGUAUCUUUCAUAUUGUUGAGCAAAAUCCUUU